AAGUCCCCUCUUCUCUCUUAUGCGUGCUUCUCUUUCUCUCUCUACGAUACAGCGAAACCAGAAGCCUCGCAUCUCGUCCUCACAAUUCCCGGCGACCUCCUCACCCUAGUCGAACGCCGCGAUUCCGUAUCCCCCCUUUCUUCUCUCCAGAUCCGAUCUCCCCCAAUCCGGCAAAGGCCGCUGCCUCCUCCGCCUCUUUUUUUAUUCCUUACACAUUAAGGUGCCAACAACCAAUUCAACUGCUUUGUGUGGAUUUGAUUAUGUCGUCAGCUCAAGACCCUUUUUACAUUGUCAAAGAGGAGAUUCAGGAUUCUAUUGAUAAGUUUCUCCAAACCUAUAACCAAUGGGAACGGAUGCCUUCUGAUAGUGGGGAGAGGAUACGCCUCACUAAGGAGAUUCUUACUGGAUCUGAGAGCAUUGAAUGGCAGGUAGAUGAGUUGGACAAGGCAAUAACCGUUGCAUCUAGAAAUCCUGCUUUGUAUGGUAUCAAUCAAAUGGAGCUUGAUAGUCGAAGAAGAUGGACAAGCAAUGCUCGCGAUCAGGUGAAAAGUGUCAAGAAAUCAGUUGUAUCUGGAAAGGAGUUGAAUGACACUAGCACAUCUAAUUUCAGUGAAAUGCGCCGCGAGCUUAUGAGACUGCCAAAUCCUCAUCAUGCUGAUCAAUCACAAAAGUACAAUGCAGAUAAUGAUGAUUUCAUAUCAUCAGAAUCUGAUAGACAAUUACUUCUCAUGAGGCAACAAGAUGAAGAGCUAGAUGAACUUAGUGCCAGUGUGCAAAGGAUCGGAGGUGUAGGGCUUACAAUACACGAAGAGCUCCUUGCACAGGAGAAAAUUAUCGAUGAACUUGGCAUGGAGAUGGACAGCACGUCAAACCGUCUUGAUUUUGUUCAGAAAAAGGUUGCUGUGGUUAUGAAGAAGGCAGGCGCCAAGGGCCAGAUCAUGAUGAUCUGUUUUUUACUCGUCUUGUUCAUUAUUCUAUUUGUGCUGGUCUUCUUGACAUAGGCAAAGGUCAAUUGAGCUGAAUACGAGGAGAGAGCGUUCUUAGAAUAAGUGGUAUAUUUCACUUUUGUUGUAAAUGUAUUCCUUGUGAGUGGACAUCAAGAACUAUUGUUAGAGGCAUCAUCCAUACUCAAUGGGAUUUGAUUAGUGAUCAUAAGUUUUUAUAUCAGAUGGUGUUUAUUCCUA
Molecule: messenger RNA, 1184 nt
Organism: Salvia hispanica
Lineage: Eukaryota; Viridiplantae; Streptophyta; Magnoliopsida; Lamiales; Lamiaceae
Gene: SYP61
Product: syntaxin of plants 61
Biological process (GO): Golgi vesicle transport
Cellular component (GO): membrane
Source: RefSeq, a predicted model, not a curated record